This is a messenger RNA of Lycium barbarum (goji berry), 2708 nucleotides long. RefSeq names its product protein CHUP1, chloroplastic-like. The record is from RefSeq and is a predicted model, not a curated record. The transcript is spliced from 4 exons. NCBI's taxonomy places the organism in Eukaryota, Viridiplantae, Streptophyta, Magnoliopsida, Solanales, Solanaceae. Bases 673 to 2574 code for a protein of 633 amino acids. Gene Ontology annotation, cellular component: chloroplast outer membrane. Gene Ontology annotation, biological process: chloroplast organization.
AUUUGCGGUGUUAUGAAACCUAGUAUUUGAGAAGAGGACUUUUGAGGAGUGAAGGUGUCGGUUCUCUGUUUCGGGAAUUAAUACAUGACUCACAUUGAAGAUGUUAGGUAAGUCCCUUGGCGUUGAGCAGCAGGCAUGCAUACGUGUGCUUUGUGCAUGAGAAAGUUGUUGAGAGUUUCAUAGUGAUUGUAGCUCAUUAUCUGCUAGACCUAAAUGAUAAACAUGAAGCCUAUAAUAACGCCAUUAACGCAAUGCUAGUUUUGAUUUGUCUCCUUUUUUUGCGCGUGCAUGUAAAUAAUUAGAUGGAGGACAAAGCAUCUUUCUGUGAAGCUUAUAGUACCAAGAUUUGAAAUAUCAACAACAAAAAAUAGUGCAUGUAUAGGUCAUUCUCUCAAAAUACGCUAGUGUUAUUUAAUCAUAUACUAAUAAUAAACUUUCAUUUUAGGAUAAUUAACCAACAUAUAAAUCGUAACAGAUAAUAUAAUCUACAUCAUUAUUACGUUUUCCAACUUUAUUCUCCUGGUGAAGUGUUUCCCCUUGUUUCAAUCAGAGAAAUAAUCCCCUUUUCAUCAUAAUUUUUUAUCUUUUCUCUUGGUGGUGUUUUGGGGUUAUUCAGAUGACGAGGAGGAGGGAAACUCAAAACCAUGAUGAUUUUUCUCAGAGAAAUUAAUAAUGGUGAGAGAUAAUAGGAACAUAAUAAGGCCUGCUGUCCUGAAAAUUGGGGUUGUUUUGGCUAUAUCUAUUGGUGGAAUUAUCUAUACCAUUUUCAGAACCAAAAGAAUCAAGCCCUCCAAAUCCAAUACAUCUUCCCCUCCAUACACAACAGGUGGUGAAAAUGGUGAGCUCACAAAUGAUGAUCAGGCCUCCCAUGCAACUCAUUCACCUUCCUCCCGAAAAUCAGUUUCUACCGCUUCAGAGAAACACGAGGACCUCCACAUCUCUAAACACAUUAUUGAGCAUUCUACAGGUGUUCCAUCUAGCAGUGGUGUAUUCAACACAGAGAGAGAUGGAUUUUACCUGCCAGAAUUUAAUGAACUUGUUAAGGAACUUACUUUAUCUACCUCAAAGAGAGACAUCGAAACAGUGACACAGUAUGAAGAUUCACCAAGGGAAUAUAGAAUUGUUGAAAUGGUUAACCAUGAUCAGCAAGAGAUUAAGAGCCUGAAAAACAUUGUUAAAACUCUCGAAGAGAGGGAGAGGACUCUAGAAAUCCAAUUGCUCGAGUAUUAUGGUCUUAAGGAGCAAGAAACUGCUAUCAUGGAGCUUCAAAAUCAACUAAAAAUAAACAAUGUGGAGGCCAAGCUUUUCGGUCUCAAGAUUGAGUCAUUAACGGCAGAUAAGAUGAGGUUAGAGGCUAAAGUGGCCGAUUAUGCAAAAGUUCUUUCUGAGCUCGAAGCUGCAAAAGUCAAGAUAAAGCAACUCAAAAAAAAGAUAAGAUCAGAAGGUGAUCACAAUAAAGAACAUAUUUUAGUCCUUCAAGAAAAAGUUAUGAAGUUGCAUGACCAGGAAAAGAAGACCGUUGAAGCUGAGUCCGAUUUUCAGUCAAAGCUCUGGAAACUCAAGGAUUUGGAGAAUCAAGCUGAUGAGUUGAAGAAAUCUAACCAAAGUUUAAAAAAAGAAAAUUCAGAACUGGCUCAUAGACUGGAAUCUGUUCAGAUCAUUGCUGCUUCCAUCUUGGAGAAUGAAGAAACAGAAGCACUGAAGGAGGAAACUCUACAGUUGAGGAAGCAAAAUGAAGAUUUAGCAAAGGAAGUUGAGCGGCUUAAAGCAGAUCGCUGCAAUGAUGCUGAGGAACUAGUCUAUCUCCGAUGGAUAAAUGCUUGCUUGCGAUAUGAGAUGAGGAACUAUCAGCCAGUCACAGGCAAGACAAUUGCAAGAGACCUCAGCAAAACAUUGAGCCCUAAGUCAGAGGAGAAAGCCAAGCAACUAAUUCUUGAAUAUGCAAAUAAAGAAGAAAGUCCGGGGGAAAGGGAGAUCAAUGUUAGUGAUCUGGAUUCCGAAUGGUCCUCCUCCCGAACAUCCUUUCUUACAGAUUCCGUUGAAUUUGAUGACACUUCUACUGAAAACUCAUCACCCCGUAAGACUCAGAGUUCGAGCAAAAAGAAGGUGUUUAGUAAGCUUAUGAGACUAGUACGUGGAAAGGGCCGCCAUCUUAGUCGGAGUUCUUCUAUGGAUAUGGUGAACACUUUAGAAGAUAAUGUAGCAAGACAUUCUAGUUAUUCUCCAGGCUACAGUUCUGGUUUAGAUGGGCUCAACAGCAGGUCAAGAGCGUCCUCACAGGGUUCAUCCAAACAAUUUCUGGACUUACAUUCUGUGUCUCAAGGUUCAAGGAGCGGCAAAUUAGGAGAAAACAACAACUCUCUGAUGAAUAAUAGGCAAAAUAGUGAUGGGGGUUCGUCGUCAGGUUCAGGAAAAUUGGAUUAUAUAUCAAGUCGUCUAACCAAUUCACCUCAAGAAAACAAAACUAAAGAUGAUCCAGAGAAAACCGAGUUGGUGAAAUAUGCAGAAGUGUUAAAAGGGUCCCAUUCUAAAACUGGAUUUUGCAGGAGAUCAGCAUCUGUUAGUUCCUUCUAACAUUUGUGUAAAUAAUGUUAUGCUCAAACAGUCGCUUUUUGCCUUCUGUGUUUCUCCAACGUUAUUAACCCUCUGUAUGAUCUGAGGUAAGCUAAUGUCUACAAGUUGCACGUAUGAUUUAAUUUAUGAUCAGA